Messenger RNA from Pyricularia oryzae 70-15, 860 nucleotides. RefSeq lists its product as uncharacterized. NCBI's taxonomy places the organism in Eukaryota, Fungi, Ascomycota, Sordariomycetes, Magnaporthales, Pyriculariaceae. The transcript has a single exon. The coding region runs from base 83 to 637 and encodes 184 amino acids. The record is from RefSeq and is a predicted model, not a curated record.
ACGUGAUUUCCAUUCUGGUCUGCCUGCAGGCGAUACUUGCAUUGCGCAAGUACGACCUCGAUUUUGCGACAGUCUUGAGGGGAUGAACCGAUUUGUAAGAGUGUCCUACAAUCUGUUGGUUCAAAAAUCUCCUAGGUCAACCUUGUCAUCAUCGAAAAUGGCCUCCCAACAAAGCCAGGUCAUAUUCGCACCCUCGGAAGAACCGCCGCGCGGGGUCCAAUCCGUCUUCCUCGCCGGCACAACUAGCAGAGUCGACGCGACCGACUGGCGCGAGACGUUGUCAUCCCUCCUCUCCGACACCAAAAUCACCAUCUACAACCCGUACCGCCCCGACUGGGACAGCACGUGGCGCGAGGACGUCGACUUUGAGCCCUACAGGCAGCAGGUCGAGUGGGAGCUCGACAAGCAGGAAAAGGCCGACGUGGUGGUCGUCUACUUCCACCCGGCCACGCAGGCGCCCGUCAGCCUGCUGGAGUUUGGCCUGUGUGCGCGCGUGCCCGGCAAGGCGGUCGUGUACUGUCCCGAGGGGUACUGGAAGCGAGGGAACGUGCAGGUCGUGUGUCGCAAGUUUGGGGUUGAGAUGGUGGAGAGCAUUCAAGGUCUUCACGGGGCUAUAAUGAAGAGAAUGGGGCAGUGAGGGUCGAUUUUGUUGGUAUUUCCUUUUGACAAUUUUGGCUUUCGAUUUGGCAUUGCAGGGAAGUGCGAGAUGACACCAACCUACAAUUAAUAGUGCAUAAACUCGAACUAUUGGGCUGAAUACAAAAAGCGCAUGAUUGUCAAAUGAGCAGCAAGCGAAUCAGAGCACCCGUUUGUGUGGUUGUACGAACAGCGGCAGAGGUAAUACCAUGAAGUUGUGAUCG